Messenger RNA from Copidosoma floridanum, 4239 nucleotides. Its product is annotated as CYFIP-related Rac1 interactor B. Gene Ontology annotation, biological process: regulation of actin filament polymerization. Lineage: Eukaryota; Metazoa; Arthropoda; Insecta; Hymenoptera; Encyrtidae. The record is from RefSeq and is a predicted model, not a curated record. Gene Ontology annotation, molecular function: small GTPase binding.
UUGCGGCGUGCAGCCAGGCUGUGUCGCUGCGUGUAUAUUUUUGCCUUGCGCGUCGAAACAAACGUUUCGAGUGUAUUGUACACACGUGCGACUUGCACCCAGUGCGUAUCUUUGCUUUUUUUUUUUUUUUUUUUUUUUUCAAUUCCGGGUGUGCCUUUUUUGUACGGAGCUUUUUUACGGAGCUUUUUUACGAAAACUGGAAGCUGGAAGGGUCGGAGGAAGUGUUUUUGUUUGCAGUUGUCCUAGUAGCGAGGGUAGGUGAUUCAUGAAUUUGGCCGAGUUUGAAUAACCAUAAGGUAGAAAAGAUCCGAUUCGCCAUGGGUAAGCUACUCAGCCUUCUGGCUCGGGACGAGACGACCUGCUGUGCUCACCAAAAGUACGACGUCUUCUUGGAUUUCGAGAACGCAGAGCCUUCGGACAACGAGCGCGAGACGUUCGAGGCCGUGCAGAGGGUCCUCAAGAACUCGGAGCCGAUCCUGCAGGAGAUCCAGUGCUACAAGGGCGCCGGCAAGGAGAUCCGGGAGGCCAUCUCCGCGCCAACGGAGGAGUGCCAGCGCAAGGCUUACCUCACCGUCGCCCCGCUCGUCGCCAAGCUCAAGCGCUUCUACGAGUUUUCCCUGGAACUUGAGCAAAUCGUCCCAAAGAUACUCGGUCAGCUGUGCUCGGGCAACCAGUCGCCGACGCAGCACCUCGAGACCCAGCAAGCCCUAGUCAAGCAAUUGGCUGAGAUCCUCGAGUUCGUCCUCAAGUUCGACGAAUCCAAGAUGAAGACACCCGCCAUCCAGAACGAUUUCAGCUAUUACCGGCGCACCCUUACGAGGGCCUCCCUCGCGCGCCAGGACUGCGCUACCGAGCGAGACCUCGUGGUCGGAAACGAGCUCGCCAACCGCAUGUCGCUCUUCUACGCGCACGCUACCCCCAUGCUGCGCGUCCUCAGCAACGCAACCAUUGCUUUUCUCAUGGGGAACGAGGACAUACCGAGGGAAAACAUAACCGAGACUCUGGGCACGAUGGCAAAAGUCUGCCUGAGAAUGCUGGAAAAUCCGAACCUGCUGGCUCAGUUCCAGCGCGAGGAGACGCAACUGUUCGUGCUGAGGGUGAUGGUCGGCCUGGUCAUUCUUUACGACCACGUGCACCCGCAGGGCGCCUUUGUCAAGAGCUCCAAUGUCGAUGUAAAGGGCUGCGUGAAGCUGCUCAGAGAUCAGCCGCCUUGCAAGAGCGAGGGUCUGUUGAACGCCUUGCGUUACACCACGAAACACCUCAACGAGGAGAACACCCCCAAGAACAUCAAGAACCUGCUGGCCGCAUGAUUGCCGAAGCCUCGAGGCUGCUGCAUUCGGACUUGAGAUGUGGGUUUUUUUCCCCUUCUUUUGUUCGUACACAAAAGCUGGCCGUGAAUUACUAUUGUUGAUGAUUUUAUUGUGUUUUUUUUUAAAUUUUUUUUAGUCCUUGCGCGUCGUGACAGCUUUUUUUUGUGUUUGACGGUGAAAUGUGUUUUUAAACGGAUAGAUUUGUGAGUAGAUAAAAAAAAAACAGACUCGCCGAGUGUGUCUCCUUUUUUUUUUUUUUUUUUCUUUUUUUCGCGUGCUCGGUGACUGAGUUUGGUUCUUGAGAACAAAAAAUUUGUUGUACUGCCAAUAGAGCGGGAAAAGGAUUCUUUUUUUAUUUUGGAGAUGAAGGCAGCAACGUCGGAGAAGUUCAUACAAAAAAGGACUUGGCGGACUUUACUAUAUAUACAAGACUAUCCGAGGAAUUGGAGCACACGUGCGCACUUUUCUCUACCAUGUGUGUGUAUAGUAUGCGGUAUGAGUGUGUACAAGUGUGUAGGUUGCGCAGGGGAACAUCGAGGACGCGCGACGCGCGCCUCGCCUCCCUCGAAUCGAGGAGGAUAUUAUAAGUAUCUUCGUAGCUACGUAAUUUUAUUGUCAUUAUUAUUAUUACUGCAUUAUUAUUAUCAUCGAUAACAUGACAUUGAGUGAAAGAAAAACCAGACGAGACUCCUUUCUACUAUUUAUAAAAAGCGUUUGCUAGGUAGAACCGUAGCUAUAUUUACGUAUAUCGUGUAGCAUUAGUUACCCUCGUUGCCUCGAAUACGCAAAUUUUUAGUUUUGUUAUACUUUUUUUUUUACUUUCAUCGAGAAAUUGUAAAUUGUAAUCGAAGAUAAAAUUAAUCUGUACCUUAAGGUAUUAAUAAUUUGGACUCGCGAGAGAUAUUUGGUCAAUAAUAAGGGUCAAUCAUUUGCGAUCCCUAAAACCGGGAGAUGCAAGCAGUAAUAAAAUAAAACGAUGAAAGUAGUUUUGUGGAUGAAUUACAAACUAUUCUGUAAUCAUUAAUUGAAAGUGCAUUUACACCAAAUUCCGAUAAUAUGUAUCCUAUACGUCUGUUUUUAAGGCAUUUAAAAAAAAAUUUUUAUACCCAAUUUUUUUAUAAACAUUACCGAUGUAAGAGUCGCGUUAAAAUUAUUUAAGUCUUCCUGUUGAUGGUUUAAAAUAAUCAGUGAGAUUCGAUUGAUUUUUCCCUUUAAAAAAAGGCUUGAUCCACCAGUAAAAUUAUAUUAUACGCAAAUACAGGAGAUACAUGUAUGAGUUUAUUUUUAAUACUUUCGAGCAUUAGUUAGUAAGUGAUUUGAUGAGUAUUGUGGUUAGAUGUAACUAUAAAAAAAAGCACAGCACGUUGAAUAAGCACAACAUUAUUAGUUUGUAUUAUUUAUAUGAAUUUUGCGAGUAAACGAUUUGAAAAAAAACAAUCGAAGAUUUUGUACUGCAGAGAAAAGAUUUUCAAAUCUAAUUUUGAUGCACUUUGCAGAACCUUUAAUUAUACUUUGUUUUUCCCUGUUACUUAGCUGAAUAAGUCUAUAUUUGUAAUUAUAUACACCUUGUAGUUCGAAAUUGUGUAGUCAAAGUCAUUGAAUUCACGUCUCAGACGAUGUAUAAUGAUUACAUUUUUUUCUUAUUAAAUAACCUACGCUUUUGCAAUAAAAGUAAUAUUCACUGAAAUGUGUGAAUGCAAACGUAAACAUUGUGAGUUAAAUAAGAAGAAAAAUAAAUGGAGCAAAGAAUAAAUGUGGUUUGAAAUAUAAACUGCCGAAAAUGAAUGUAAGGGAAACGAAGAUCAACUGUGGACGGCAAGCGAUUAGUCAUAAAAGUAUUGCAGAGAACCAAAGACAUAAAAAAGAAAAAGAAAGAAAAUAUUGAUACACCUAUUCCUGUAAAUUUUGUAGAAUCGUGCAAAAAGUUAAGAUUUAAUAAAAAUAAAAUAAUUAAGUAAGACAAAUGUAUAACUGUAUUUUAUUGCCAACGCUAUGUUGAUUGAUAAUCACGAGAUAAAUGAUUUUGCUAUAAAUAAUGAGAUACAAACACAACAUGAUGAUAGAGUGAGACAGAAGUUUGUAAUAAAACAAAGUUGAGAGUAUAAAAUAAUGGAAAGGUUAUUUUCUUGUGAUGGUUAGAGAACUUUUCUCAAUUUUAAUAACGAUACUCAAAGUGUUCAAUAAAAUGGGAACUAUGAAAACCAAAUCUUAUAUGGAGAGUAUUAGAAAAAAUUUUUUGUGAAAUUUCUUAAUAAAAUAAGAUUUUGUAGAUUAAAAAAAAAAAGAAACAGUAAAUCGCACAUACCCAAGAUGUGGCAAAUUGAAUUGAAAAACCAAUCAUUUUACGUAACAACUUCUUCGAGUUUUUAAAAUAAAUAUCUUUUACAACCCUUUACACCUUUUUACGUGUGUUUAAAAAAAGUAUUAUAGAAAGUAUGGAGCACACGUUUUAAAGUUGAAGUAAGUUUUUUGCAGCACUUUAAGUGUAUCCUUAAGAAAAAACAUACAAAACAAAACAAGUAUCCUAUAAUAGUAUCUUUGAUCGUUUUUAUGUGCACACACGAGCACAAAAAUUGUCUCCAGUUAUGCCUGUUUCAAUUUGGUACAAAAUAUACCUUACCUGCGUGGCAAACGAUGUUAUUUUCGAGGGUGGCGCGCUGCCGAGUAAAUAAUAAUAACGAUGAUGAUGAUAAAAUAAAACAGAAAAUCUAUACAUACAUAAUCGCCUUUUCGAAUCUUUGGAUUCGCAACUGAUAUAAAAAAUAUGUAUGUAAUGAGUGGUACGUAACAAUAUUAUAUGAGGUUGAGGUAUAUGGGAUGAUGAGAGUUAAAAGUAAAAAGGUCCACGCUCGUGUAAAUUUAAAAAGAAAAAUUGUGUAAAGAUGUAUUAGAAUGAAGUCUGAAAUGUAAAGCUUGAAAAAUAUACACA